Thalassophryne amazonica is the source of this 5358-nucleotide messenger RNA. It is a transcript of the gene ambra1b, whose product is annotated as autophagy/beclin-1 regulator 1b. Bases 405 to 4616 code for a protein of 1403 amino acids. Gene Ontology annotation, molecular function: protein binding. Gene Ontology annotation, cellular component: intracellular membrane-bounded organelle. Gene Ontology annotation, biological process: autophagy. NCBI's taxonomy places the organism in Eukaryota, Metazoa, Chordata, Actinopteri, Batrachoidiformes, Batrachoididae. The record is from RefSeq and is a predicted model, not a curated record. The transcript has 19 exons.
AAGCCUGGGUCUGUGGUUAGCUCGUAGCUACUUACGCAGUAGCAGUUUCCCUUCGGCUAGUUCGUGAAACCUUGGACCGGUGUCUUAGAAAGCUUAUUUUGUACGCCUGCUGUUUACAUCAUGAUUAUUGUGUAUGUUGCUUAAUGAGUUAUCUCCCCGAACACUGAUAUUAGCGCUGGAUGUUUUUUUUGUUUUUUUUUUAAUGUGCUGCUACUACAUUUCCCGUUUUGGCCCAGCUAGCUAAGUAGCUAGCGUACGAGAAGCUAAGUGAGCCGUGCCCGUUAGCUUCACUUAUGAUGACAGAUUUUGAGACCGGUUGUCUGAAGGAAGCCUAGACUCUGCAUGGCCACAGACGAUUAUUAUUGGGAGUGAGCAGCAAAUCAGCUGAGGCCAACUGAAACAACAUGGCAUCCCGUCAGAGGAAUUCUGUGCGGAUCCUAUCUAACCGGGAGCGAGGCUCCCAGAUUUUUGGCUCGCAGCGGCUCCUGCAGCUGCUGGUGGAGGAGAAAGUUCGCUGGAUGAAAUGGCAGAGUCAGAAAGUGGAGCUGCCGGACAGCCCCAGGUCAACUUUCCUGCUGGCAUUCAGCCCUGACCGGACCCUUAUGGCUUCUACACAUGUGAAUCACAACAUUUAUAUCACAGAAGUCAAGACUGGAAAGUGCCUACAUUCCUUAGUGGGUCAUCGUAGAACUCCGUGGUGUGUGACAUUUCACCCUACAAUUCCUGGUCUGGUGGCCUCUGGGUGCCUUGAUGGUGAAGUACGCAUUUGGGAUCUGCAUGGUGGAAGUGAGAGUUGGUUUACAGAGAGCAAUGUUGCCAUUGCCUCCCUGGCCUUUCAUCCAACUGCUCAGCUUCUACUGAUAGCCACCAACAAUGAACUCCACUUUUGGGAUUGGAGCCGACCUGAGCCCUUCGCCGUGGUCAAGACAGGAAGUGACACAGAGAGAGUCCGGUUGGUGAGAUUUGAUCCUCUGGGUCACAACCUACUGACAGCAAUAGUGAAUCCAUCUAAUCAGCAGAAUGAGGAUGACUCUGAGGUUCCUAUGGACAGUGUUGAAAUGCCUCAUUUCCGUCAGCGCUCCUUCCUGCCUUCUCAGCCAGUUCGCCGCACACCUAUCCUCCACAACUUCCUCCACAUCUUGUCAUCUCGCUCCCCAGGGACUCAGGCUGGAAAUGAGUCGCCAAGGCCUCUUAGUGAAGGUAGUAGUGCUGUUGGAGAAUCUCCAAAUAUAACACGGGCCCAGUACCCCAGCUCUGAACGUGGGCCCCCCUUCCCUGGCUGUACUCAGCACCUUGGCAUGGUUUGUCUGUGCAGUCGUUGCUCUAUCAAUCGCAAUCCUUCUCUGGGUUCUGAUGGAUCAUCUGUGAGUUCCUCUGAUCACAGAGUGUUGUCUGACACAAACCAGACUGCUCCUGCAUCUACCUUCUCAUCAGCCCGCACAGAGCCCAGACAGCCUUCAGAAAGACCAUCAGCCUUUACCUCGGUCUACUAUAGUGCUGGCACUUCUCUUAAUCUCACAGCACAGAGUAGCACUGAGCCGCACUCUACCGCCAGAACCGGACCUGACUGGACACGCAGCCUGCUUAAUAUGAGGGAAGGUGGAGUUGGUACUAGCAUUCUACCUCCCAGAACCUCCUCCUCUUCCUCUAUCAGUCUCCUUUCAGUACUUCGUCAGCAAGAGGGCUCUUCUCACUCUCCCGUCUAUACCUCUGCCACUGAAGGAAGGGGAUUUCCCCAACAAGGACCAGAGUCUGGGCCUCGAGAUAGUGCUGGUAUGAGCAGUGGCCAUCACCCUUUCUGGGAGGGUUCUCGGAGUAACACUGCCUCCUUCCGUAAUGUACUGCAGUGCAACCUGAGCCGCUACUUUAUGGAAUUUGACCGCAUGCAGGACCUGGAGACAACACCUUUAGGGGGUACCAUGGGGGAUGGUAGCCAGGAACAGAGUCAAGAGUUACUAAAUAACAACAUUGACCCAGACAGACCUGGGCCUUCUUCAUCAACUUCCUCUUCUUCCUCCCCUACCAUAAUCCACUACCAGCCUCCCCUCCCUCCUUCAGCCUCCCACAAUUUAGAGAACAAUGUUCCUCCUUCAGCAUCACGAGGCCAUUUGAACCGCUGUCGGGCCUGCCACAACCUGCUGACCUUCAACCAUGACUCUCAGCACUGGGAGCGCACAAACCAGGCAUCCUCCACCUCUUCAUCCACUCUGGAACUCUCCUCUUCCACAUCUUCUUUCCCCUCUUCUCCAUGGCAAAGUGAAGAGGGCAGGGGGACACUAGAAGCCCAAGCACAAGAGAGGAGGGUUCCUCCAGAGCUUAAUGAACAGCAGCCUCCCACAGGAGGAGGUGGAGGAGCAGCAGGAACAGUGGCCUUUCCUAUAACCCCAUCCUCCAAUCAGCCUGGUGAGCAGACAGUAGGCUUGGUGUACAACCAAGACACAGCACAGUGGGAGAGGGUGUAUCGGCAAGCUGCAGCUGGCCGAUCGGCAGAGCCACCGGAGGCCUUAAGCCAAGAAAUGCCUGUUGACCCUCCAGAUGAGGACUCGCUGAGAAGGAGACUCUUGGAAUCAUCUCUGUUGUCAUUGUCUCGUUAUGACAUGGCGGGAUCCAGAGACCACCCUAUUUACCCUGACCCAGCCAGGCUUUCUCCAGCAGCAUAUUAUGCUCAGAGAAUGAUCCAGUAUCUGUCCCGUCGCGACAGUAUUCGCCAGCGUUCUCUACGCUACCAGCAGAACCGCCUGCGGGCUAUGUCAUCUUCGUCAGACAGUCCUACUAGCAAUCCUUCCAACUCCAUGGAUAACAGUGACGUGGACUUUGAGGAGCUGGAUGAUAAUGGAGACCGAGCUAGGCACAGGACUCCACGCAAUGCAAGAAUGUCUGCACCUUCACUGGGUCGCUUUGUCCCACGGCGUUUUCUUCUUCCUGAGUAUCUGCCCUAUGCUGGAAUCUUCCAUGAGAGAGGACAGCCAGGCCUGGCCACACACUCCUCCGUCAAUAGAGUCUUGGCUGGUAAUUGGGCAUCAAUUGGAGAUGGCCAGUCUGCAGUUGCCAGCAACAUUGCCAACACUACCUAUCGUCUGCAGUGGUGGGACUUCACCAAAUUUGAUCUUCCUGAGAUCAGCAAUGCCUCAGUCAACGUUCUAGUGCCAAACUGUAAAAUCUACAAUGAUGCAAGUUGUGACAUCUCUGCUGAUGGCCAGCUGCUGGCAGUUUUCAUUCCCAGCAGUCAGCGGGGCUUUCCAGAUGAGGGCAUCCUCGCCAUUUACUCACUGGCUCCUCACAAUUUGGGAGAAAUGCUCUACACAAAGAGAUUUGGUCCAAAUGCCAUCUCUGUUAGCUUGUCUCCAAUGGGCUGCUAUGUGAUGGUUGGCUUGGCCUCAAGGAGGAUACUGCUGCAUCCCACCACAGACCACAUGGUGGCACAAGUCUUUCGCCUGCAGCAGCCACAUGGAGGAGAGACUUCAAUCAGGAUGGUGUUCAACGUGGUUUAUCCCAUGGCUCCAGACCAGAGACGCCAUGUCAGUAUCAAUUCUGCUCGCUGGCUGCCAGAUCCAGGAAUGGGUCUGGCUUAUGGAACCAACAAGGGAGAUCUGGUUAUCUGCCGCCCUGUGUUCUAUCGAAGUGAUGGUGAUAGCCCGGGAGAAUCGAACAGCGAGCCUUUGUUUUCUAUCAACAACAGUGGAACAACCAGGACUCGAGGCUCUGACCGACCGGGGCCAAAUCGCUCUGGCUGGAGACUGGACAGGGACAUGGGUUUGAUGAAUGCAAUUGGUCUUCAGCCUCGCCACCCUGCCCCUUCUGUGACAUCACAGGGCACUCAGACACUAAUCAUCCAGCUGCAAAAUGCAGAAACCCAAACAGAGAGGGACCUGCCAGAGUCCAGCAUCUCCCAGUCAGCCCCCAAUACUGCAGACAUCAUUUCUGAGACUCCAUCCAGUGGAAGUGGUUCAGUGGAGCCACAGGAACCAUCCCAGUCUGACCGAGCUCAGGAAAGUCUCCAGGGAGAAUCCUCAGCAGAUGCUAACACAUCCACAGCUAACCCUGGAGAGUCUUCAGAGUUUGGUACAGGGGAAGAUGCUUUGGCUCGUAUCCGGCGACUGAUCGCUGAGGGUGGUAUGACAGCUGUGGUCCAACGGGAGCAGAGCACCACCAUGGCCUCUAUGGGCGGUUUCGGGAACAACAUCAUCGUCAGCCAUCGCAUCCAUCGUGGUUCUCAGACGGGGACAGCGGCCGGCCGGCAAGCUGCAGAUCCUGCUGUACCGACCGCGUCCUCUUCCACUCCUGUAGUCCUGAUUGUGCCCCAUACUCAACCCUACCCCCCAUCACAAGAUCACAGCUAUCCUCAGGCUGAGCCCCAGACUUCCACCCCAUCAGAACCACUCACUCACAUGUGGGGCCCACAGCCCCCCACGCUGUCUCUGGCUGUGGACAUCGACGAUGUGUUUGACGGAGGACGGAUGGAUGACGACUCCCUACCUGGUCCUUCGUCUUCCUCCCUGCUGCUGUCUUCCCCCUCUUCAUCAUCCUCCUCUUCUUCCUCUCAUAGCCCCCUCCCUAACAGCACCAGCAGUCAUCCUAGCCCCACCAGUUACCUUGGUGACCCUUACAGCAGGUAGUUCUAUUGGUUGGUCAGCCGACAGAGGGCGUUCCUCAAAGCCUUACAUCACAAAGAACGGGUGCUGUUUUGACUGCUGCACAGGGUGUCGCAUCUACAAAAGAAGGGACACUAUACUCCCCCCAAACCUUCAGUGGCAUUGGCGUGCACCUCUUCUGCACUUAUAGACGGACUGAAGCUGAACCGUGAUCAUUCCGUGUUAGGAAGGGCUCCUUCUUAAAUAAGGCCAGCCAGCACUGAGCUGCUCUCCGCCCUUUUCAGCAAAUAACACGAUUAAAGACGAGGUUCCUGUUUUCAAAGUGCCAUGUAGGGGGCACUGUAUCUCUUACACACAUUUACUCCAAUGUGCUGCAUCUGGUGCCAUGUGAUGUUGAAAUUUGAUGUGAAAUAGUGUGUGAUUGAAGUGUUUAAAAAGUGACUUUAGCACUACUUUAGUUUGAAGCCUGUUUUGUACAGUGUGUAACUAUGAUGCUGAAAACAAACUGUAUUGGAGGCAGCAUGGGGGACGGACUUGCGUAUCACACCCCAAAGUUACACUGUGUGGAAAUCAAUCACGGAUGACUGAACAGAUGAUUGGGACUGAAUGAACUGAAUCUACUGCAUGUCUAUUCAGUGAUGCUGCGGUUCAUGUUUCCCAAUGAAACAGGAGGUUGAGUUUUCAACGCUGAAGGUGAGAACAGUUUCCUUGUUGAGGGGGUCUUUAUAAUGACCUCCACUCCCGCCCCAAAAUCCCACCCAACCCA